AUUUAAGGAUGUUGGGGAUAAGCAAUAAUCACACCCACAUUUUUUGGGUUUUACAAAUAUAAAAGAGCUUCACCAAAACACAAACUGGUUAGAGACUGCAGAUUUCGGAACUUAAAGACACACAAUUCAUCCACAGCCAUGUUUCUACUAGUUCUUAUUUCAGGCUUUAUCACCUUCACUUUAUGUUCUGCACGUCAGUAUGUCUUUGUAAAUGAAUCCAAGACUUGGACCGAAGCUCAGAGUUACUGUAGAGAUAAACACAUUGAUCUGGCCACCAUUGAAAAUGAGCAAGAGAUGACCCAGUUACUCAACACAGUGAAUGACUUCAAUUCCAUUGAUCUGGCCUGGAUUGGACUUUAUGAUGAUCUGAACAGUUGGAAAUGGACUCUAGAGGACACAUAUUUCUUUAAAGGGGGAGAUAAACAGUUCAGAAACUGGUAUAACCUAGGACCUGCAUAUUAUGGAGAAAAUGUUUGUGUGAAAAUGUACAAUGGGAUAUGGUAUCCAACAUAUUGCUACAACCUAAAUAUUUUUAUCUGCUAUGAUGGAAGACAGAAUGCCAACACUAGUUAUGUUUUGGUUUAUCAAUAUAAGAACUGGAUUGAAGCUCAGAAAUACUGCAGAGAGCAUCACACAGAUCUUAUUAGUAUCAGGAAUGAAUCUGAAAACCAGGAGAUUCAGUAUAUUCUCCAAAAUAACUACUAUUAUUCAGUUUGGAUUGGUCUGUACAGAACCAGAACUUGGUCUGAUCAGAGUAACUCUACAUUCAGUUACUGGAUAUCAGGACAGCCAUUUAAUGCUGGAUACAAUAAUUACUGCACUGCUGUGUCAUUUACUGACAUUGGGAGUUGGACAGAUGAAAACUGUGAUAAUCAGUUAUCUUUCCUUUGCUACAGUGUGUCAUCUUUGGUAUCAUCCCGUCAGUAUCACUUUAUAUCUGUGAAUAAGACCUGGUCUGAAGCUCAGAGAUACUGCAGAGAGAAUUACACUGAUCUGGCCACCAUUGAUAACAUGGAUGAAAUGAACAGUCUGAUGAACACAGUUAAUGGGAGUUACAAUGGAUCAGCGUGGAUUGGACUGUAUUAUGAUUUGAACAGCUGGAGAUGGUCACUGGAAAAUAAUGAUUUCUAUCAGGAAGGAGAGAGAGAAUUCAGAGGCUGGUAUCAUGAACCAAACAACUAUGGAGGAAAUGAGCUGUGUGUUUAUAUGAAUUAUGCUGGCAAAUGGUUUGAUUCAUCAUGUGACAACGUCUUGGCAUUUGUUUGCUAUAAUGAAAACAAUAACACAUACAUCAGAAUUAAUGAUAGAAGAAACUGGGCAGAUGCUCUUAGAUACUGCAGAGAAAAUUACACAGAUCUCGCCAAUGUGAGAAACAUGACUGAAAAUCAGAAGAUCCUUGAGAGAACUGGUGGUGAUGUCUGGAUCGGUCUGUACAGAAAUGAUCAACAUUGGUCAAAUGGUCAGAUUACCAAAUAUCAAAACUGGAGAUCUGAAAUUCUUUAUUCAGAAAAACAACCAGAUAAUGGUCAAUAUAUUACUGGCCAGUGGGGUGACCAGCACUGCACUGCUGUAUCAUUAGGACACUUGGGCAGAUGGACAGAUGAGAACUGCUUAACUAACAUGCCCUUCGUCUGCUACAACAGAACGUGCACACAAUCUUCAUGCAGAUCCCAUCAGUAUCACUUUAUAUCUGUGAAUAAGACUUGGUCUGAAGCUCAGAGAUACUGCAGAGAGAAUUACAUUGAUUUGGCCACUAUUGAUAACAUGGAUGAUAUGAACAGGCUCAUUAAAACAGUAGAGGGGAUUUACUAUGGUACAGCAUGGAUUGGACUGUAUGAUGAUAUGAACAGCUGGAGAUGGUCACUGGGAAACACAGAGUUGGGAGGAGGUUUUAAAAGCUGGUAUGUCCAGCAGCAAGUAAACUGGUAUGGAUGGAGUUCCUGUGUGUACAUGUCAUAUUACAGAGGAUUGUGGAAUGAAAGGCUUUGCUCUUCCCAGCUUAACUUUAUUUGCUACGAUGGAAGACAGAAUGCCAGUGCAAAUUAUGUGUACGUUCAUGAAUACAAAAACUGGACUGAAGCUCAGAGUUACUGCAGAGAGCAUCACACAGACCUUGUCAGUAUCAGGAAUGAAUCUGAAAAUAAGAUGAUCAAAUCUCUUAUACAGAAUUAUGAUUGGCUUUGGAUUGGUCUGUACAGAAGUCAAUCUUGGUCUGAUCAGAGUAACUCUACAUUCAGUAACUGGAGAUCAGGACAGCCAGAUAAUGCUGCAUACAGUGAACACUGCACUGGUGUGUCAUUUAUUGAUGGGAAAUGGACAAAUGAAAACUGUGAUUUUUCUUUACCUUUCUUUUGCUACAAUGUGACAGUGUUAGGAUCACCCCGUCAGUAUCACUUUAUAUCUGAGUCUAUGAGCUGGACUGAAGCUCAGAGAUACUGCAGAGAAAAUUACAUUGAUCUGGCCACCAUUGAUAACAUGGAUGAAAUGAACAGUCUGAUGAACACAGUUAAUGGGAGUUACAAUGGAUCAGCGUGGAUUGGACUGUAUGAUGAUCUGAACAGCUGGAGAUGGUCACUGGAAAACAAUGAUUUCUAUCAGGAAGGAGAGAAAGACUUCAGAAACUGGAAUCAUCAACCAGACAACCUUUAUGGGAAUGAAUUAUGUGUUUAUAUGGAUAAUAAUGGAAAGUGGAUUGAUUUUUCAUGUGACAAUAAUUUCCCAUUUGUUUGUUACAAUGGUAGAGAAAACGCUUCUCAGAGUUAUGUUCUUGUUCCUGAGGGAAGGACCUGGAUUGAAGCUCAGAAAUACUGCAAAAAGUUUUACACAGAUCUGGCCAGCAUGAGAAAUAAAACUGAGUAUCAACAGAUCCUAAACAUUACACUGGGUCAUAGUGUAUGGAUUGGUCUGUACAGAAACAGACUGUGGUCAGAUCAGAGCAACUCUUCCUUCACAUACUGGCUGCCAUAUACUCCACAUGUUUAUCCACAACCAGAUAAUGGUUUAUAUGUCCCAGGACUGUCGGGAGAUCAACACUGCACUGCUGUCUCUGGAAGAUAUGUUGGUCAAUGGACAGAUGAGAUCUGUUUUGCCCAUUUGCCUUUCUUCUGUUAUGGUGGUAAGUUAAUCCUCAUUUUAGUAUAA
Paramisgurnus dabryanus is the source of this 3141-nucleotide messenger RNA. Its product is annotated as macrophage mannose receptor 1-like. The record is from RefSeq and is a predicted model, not a curated record. NCBI's taxonomy places the organism in Eukaryota, Metazoa, Chordata, Actinopteri, Cypriniformes, Cobitidae.